ACGGGUCCUGUGCUGUACGCGGUCCUUUACACUGCAAACGACAACCGCGACCGACACGCACUCGCCGACACACCGUCUACACACAUAACCAGGUUGCUGCAGCACCACGCCGCGGUCCACCGCGCUUUUCGAACACUGCAGUUCCAUAAAAACGCUCGCCCGACGACGAUUUUGUUCCCGACGUCUCCCGUUCCUGUCGUCCAAUUCGUCGACCGUCGACCGCUUUAGAGGGUAUAAAAUCGACGACGACCACGACGACGACGACGACUACGACAACGACAAUGUGCGGAACGGCCAACCACAAGUCGGAACACGGACACGGUCAUCCACACCACUUGUUCAGGGUGCCGGCAGCCCACGCAGCCGCCUACGAAUAUUUGGUCAAAGAGAACAAGGCGCACACGGCGGCUGACCCGAAGAAACCCGGUGACGUGCUGACCGCCCUCACCAGAAGCACCUUUGAAAAGUGCACGUCGUUCUUCGGAGACUUGAAGAAAUCGCCGGCUUACAAGGUAUUGUUCUUUACGCAACCGGCGCACGUGAUAAUGGCGUUGGCCGUCAUUCUGGUCGCCGCGUCCAUGUUGCCCGGUGACAUGAAGAAAGCGUCAAACGCCAACGGUGAAAGCGUCAAGCCCAGGACUUUCGUCAACUUCGUCUACCUGGCCGCUUUCUGCACGCACGUGGGCGCCCAGUUCUGGAUGACAUUCAUUUCCGGAUUGAGCUUGUACUUCAAUUUGGCCAGACACGCUUUCGGUGACGUCCAAAAGAUUCUGUUUCCCAAAUACUUUUCGCUAAACAGUCUGCUAAGCGCCAUCACGCUCAUCCAAUUCGGCAAGAUGCACGUCGCUGCCAAUGUGUGGGACGUACACACGUAUUUACAGUUGUUCGUGUUGAGCCUGUGCUUCCUGCUGGAACUGAUGAUUCGGCUGUACGUGGUGCCGCCGCUGUUGCGACUCAUCACCGUCAAGACGGCCAUCGAGAAGUCUGCGGGCGUCGGCAACGAAGUGGGCCACUACGACCUGGGCCCGCUGGUCGACUGCCCGCAUUACAUGGCCAUCCACAAGGCCUUCAGGCAGGUGCAUCUGUUCGUGGGCAUCGGUAACGUGGUCACCAUGAUGUGCACUGCCUUCCACUUGGCGUACAUCGCGGCCUAAACUCCGCCACCGCCGCCGCCGCCGCCGCAGCAGCAGAACGACCGGAAAUCUUCCUCCCCCCACACACACACACACAAAACCCACUCGCCGCGCAUUAUUAUUGAUAUUAUUUAUAUGAUAUAAUACACACACGCACACACCAGUAAAAUGUGUGUGUAUGUUACAGUGACGGCGCCAACAUAUGCCCGCGGAUACAGUGUCAUCAUACGACACACUAGGCAUAUAGCUCCGCCACUGUAACUCAUAUGAUAAUAUCAUAUUAUAUUAUUAUAUUUUAUGCCAUAAUACUAUACAUACUAGCGAUAUUACUACCACUGCUACUACUACUACUUCUAGUUACUACUACUAUAACUACUACCAUAUAAUAUAUUAUAUCUGUUGCACGCGCCGCCGUGCGCUCAUAUAACACAUACAUUAUGUUUUCAAUAAUAUUGCUAUAUAUACCUACCUUAUAUACACGGGGUCAUCCAUAACUUAACUGGCUUUUUCGUUUUUUGUUGUUCUUUUUUUUUUUUUUGUUGCUGUUUUCCACUGCCGUUCCGUGUAUCUCCCUCUGUAUAGUUCAGUGGAAAAGUGGUUAUUUUGCUUUACGCGAACGACGGCGAAAAUUAAUUUUACGACGAUUCAAUAUGCACACCUGCACAAUAUGUGACGACAAUAAUACACUACGCUAUUAUUAUUAUUAUUAUUAUUAUUAUUAUUACUACAUUCACGUUCACACGCGUCAUGAUGACGCACAGCAGUAUAAUAUUAACGUAUAAUGUACCUAAAUAAUGCGAUAAAGUAUAUUAUUUAAUAUCAAUUUGAUUAAAAAACGUCGUCGGUCACUGGCCGACCAAAGUAUGCAGCGUACAUAUGGUCAGAAAUCUUAGGGGGAGGAAACGUCAAUUAACGCGUGUUAAAUUUAUUAUAAUGUAAGCUUACGAAGUUAUGAGUUGGGUUAGGAAAUAUUUGGGGGCUUCAGGGGGGGAUUUUAAUAGUACCCAUUAUAUUCAUACAAGAAUACGCCACGCCGGACUUCCGUCCGUCUUGGUGCGACUCGACGAGUUAUACUCCCGACAUAUCCGACUCCUCUCAUUAUAACAAUAUCAUAAAAUUUGUAUAACAUAACUCGGUGAAUAUUAAAAAUAAUAAUGAUAAUAAUGAUAAACACAGGUUGGAUGUUUUCAAAAUGUAUCGUUCAAAUAACACCUAUGCUGUAUAUAGUUAUUAGUAGCCCGCGGCGGGCGCAAAAACGAAUUGAAUUCACAACAAUAUAUUUUAAUACGCACUCCGUACACACGUAUAAUAAUAAUAAUAUUAUAAUAUAUUGUUUAUAAAUGUGUACGCAGUCGUAUUUGUCG
Molecule: messenger RNA, 2497 nt
Organism: Myzus persicae (green peach aphid)
Lineage: Eukaryota; Metazoa; Arthropoda; Insecta; Hemiptera; Aphididae
Product: transmembrane protein 205-like
Exons: 4
Coding region: 282-1154 (290 amino acids)
Source: RefSeq, a predicted model, not a curated record